Molecule: messenger RNA, 699 nt
Organism: Chlorella variabilis
Lineage: Eukaryota; Viridiplantae; Chlorophyta; Trebouxiophyceae; Chlorellales; Chlorellaceae
Exons: 5
Biological process (GO): thiamine diphosphate biosynthetic process; thiamine metabolic process
Molecular function (GO): thiamine binding; thiamine diphosphokinase activity; ATP binding
Source: RefSeq, a predicted model, not a curated record
GCGGUGGUGCUGCUCAACUGGACCCUGCCGGCGCUGACGCCGCGCCUGUGGCACAAGGCCACGCUGCGCGUGUGCGCCGACGGUGGCGCCAACCGGCUUUAUGAUGAGCUGCCGGGCAUGCUGCCGGGGCAGGCGGCAGAGGCAGUACGGUCGCAGUACCUGCCUAGCGCCAUCCAGGGCGACCUAGACAGCAUCCGUCCCGACGUUCUGGCCUUCUACCGCCAGCACGGGGUGCCGGUGCAGGACCUGUCGGCCGACCAGGACAGCACCGACCUUCAGAAGUGCAUUCAGUUUGUGCGGCAGCAGGCAGAGGAGCGGCGGCUGGAGCUGCGGCAUCUGACACUCGUGGCGCUGGGAGCGCUGGGAGGGCGGCUGGACCACUCGCUGUCCAGCCUUAGCACGCUGCACGCCCACCGUGACCUCAGUCUCGUGCUUCUGGGUGACGGCAACCUGGCCCGGCUGGCGCCAGCGGGGCGCUGCAUCAUCCGGCCGGACCGGCGGCUGGAGGGGCCCUCGUGCGGGCUAGUGCCAUGUGCAGGGCCCGCGGUAGCUAGCAGCAGGGGCCUGCGAUGGAACCUAGCAGACAUGGAGAUGCGCUUUGGCGGGCUGGUUAGCACCAGCAACCUUAUCGCGGAGGAUGAGGUGUAUGUGGAGUCGGAUGCGGACCUGGUGUGGACCACGCAGCUUCACACCCCGGGC